This is a messenger RNA of Mizuhopecten yessoensis (Yesso scallop), 7560 nucleotides long. RefSeq names its product low-density lipoprotein receptor-related protein 6-like. The record is from RefSeq and is a predicted model, not a curated record. The coding region runs from base 156 to 4967 and encodes 1603 amino acids. Gene Ontology annotation, molecular function: protein binding. The transcript is spliced from 16 exons. Lineage: Eukaryota; Metazoa; Mollusca; Bivalvia; Pectinida; Pectinidae.
UAAGAAGUAGUUCCGUACAAUACUGUUAUGGCCGCCAACCUCAGGUGGAUAUGGAGAGCCUGCCCCAUUUAUUCUCGAGUUGACCAUGUUUUAAAACGUAUUGAUGUCUGGAGACCAAGCAGUUUGUUUUUACAGGCAUCCAUCUGUCCGUAAGGAUGCGUUCGGUGUCAAUAUUCAUCCUGCUACUUGGAUUGGUGGGUCUCGUUCAAGGCGAUCCAUACCUCAUAUUUGCGAAUCGUAAGGAUGUCCAGCUGGUACAGGUUCAGAACGGCCGCGGAAAUACGACCAUCCUUGUUGAUGGGCUAGAGGAUGCGGCCGCUCUGGACUUCUACUUCGCAGAGAAUUCAGUCUUCUGGACAGACGUGAGCCUCGAACUGAUCAAACGGACAUGGAUCGAUGGAUCUCGUACAAGCGUGAAUGUCAUCUCGUCAGGGCUGGUCUCCCCCGAUGGGUUGGCAUGCGAUUGGCUGAGCAAAAAGCUUUACUGGGCGGAUUCUGAAACAAAGCGAAUUGAAGUUAGUAACCUAGACGGGGGACACCGAAAGGUUCUUCAUUGGCAAGAUUUGGACCAGCCCAGGGCAAUAGCGCUGGAUCCACUACAUGGAUACAUGUACUGGACAGACUGGGGCGAGACGCCAAAGAUAGAGAGAGCGAGUAUGGAUGGCAACCAAUCAAGCAGAUCUGUGAUAAUAAAAGACGACGUUUUCUGGCCCAAUGGGCUGACACUAGAUUAUGACGAGUCAAAAAUAUACUGGGCGGAUGCCAAGCUCAGUUUUAUACAUAGUUGUGAUUUUGAUGGUCAAAAUCGAAGAGUGGUGAUUAAGGAUGAGCUACCUCAUCCCUUUGCGUUAACUUUACUGGGUCCAACCCUAUACUGGACAGACUGGGAAACACGGUCGAUACAUUCUUGUGACAAAUUAACGGGUGAUAAUCGCAAGGAAAUAUUACACGAGGUUUACUCUCCGAUGGAUAUACAUGUUUACAGUGCUAGAAGACAACCUGCAGGUACACGUGAACUUCAGUGCUCAAAUAACAAUGGAGGCUGUUCCCAUCUGUGUCUCAUCUCCCCUCAUCCUCCGUACUACACCUGUGGGUGUCCCACUGGCGUCCAGCUCAAGGAUGACAACAAAACUUGUGCUAAUGGUGCCCAACAGGUGAUAUUACUAGCACGACGGACGGACCUCCGUGAGAUAUCUUUAGAUACUCCAGAUUAUACAGACGUGGUGCUUCCACUUGGAAACAUACGACAUGCCAUUGCUAUUGACUAUGACCCAUUGGACAGCCAUGUAUACUGGACUGACGAUGAGGUCAAGGCCAUCCGAAGGUCAUCCCUGGAUGGAACAGACCAGGAGACAAUAGUCAGUACAGAGGUGAACCAUCCGGAUGGUGUGGCCAUUGAUUGGAUAGCUAGGAACCUCUACUGGACAGACACAGGAACAGACCGGAUAGAGGUGACUCGACUCAAUGGCACCUCUCGCAGGGUUCUAAUCUCGGAGGACUUGGACGAACCCCGGGCAAUAUGUCUGGAUCCCAUCACAGGACAUAUGUAUUGGACGGACUGGGGAAAUGUUCCUAAAAUAGAGCGUGCAAAUUUGGAUGGGAGUGGUCGUGUUCUUUUGAUCAACACAUCCCUUGGCUGGCCCAACGGGAUCUCGAUCGACUACCAAGAGAAGAAGAUGUACUGGGGGGAUGCAAAGGAGGACAAGAUAGAGUUGGCCAAUCUCGACGGCACGGGAAGACGCGUUCUCGUCUCCCAGCAACUACCUCAUAUCUUUGGCUUUAGCCUGCUAGGUGAAUACAUAUAUUGGACAGAUUGGCAACGGAGAUCUAUAGAACGCGUAAAUAAGAAAACAGGACAAGAUCGAGAGGUGAUAGUUGACCAGCUACCAGAUAUCAUGGGAUUGAAGGCAAUUAACGUUCAAAAAAUAGAAGGUACAAAUCCCUGUGCUGACAACAAUGGAGGAUGUAGUCAUUUGUGUUUGAUGACAGCUGACCAAGGUCCAGUAUGUGCCUGUCCAAUGGGGCUAGAACUUGUUAGCAAUGGUAAGACAUGCAUCGUGCCUGAGGCAUUCCUUCUUUUCACACGCCGGCGCGAUAUUAGACGGAUGUCACUGGAGACCAGCCACAGGAUCAUGCCCGUCCCGAUUCGAGGUGUAAAAGAUGCACUCGCUAUUGACUUUGACUUCAAUGACAGCAGAAUAUACUGGACAGAUGCCAAACUAAAGACUAUAAGCCGAGCCUUUCUGAACGGUAGUGCGUUGGAGACCAUCGUUGAGUAUGGGUUAAUGUAUCCGGAGGGCAUGUCUGUGGACUGGGUCGCUCAUAACAUCUACUGGGUGGACUCUGGCACCCGGCGGAUAGAAGUCGCUCGCACGGAUGGGUCAGCACGUAGGGUUCUUAUCUGGAGAGAGAUCCACCAACCACAUGCUCUCGCUGUAGAUCCUGCCAAUGGUAUGAUAUACUGGACUGACUGGGUGGAGCCUCACAGACUGGAGAGGGCAGCACUGGAUGGAUCACAGAGAACCACCCUUAACAGUAACUUCGGCAAGGUCAACGGCCUCACCAUCGACUACGCAGACAAGCGCUUGUUCUGGGCUGACCUCGAUUCACGGUCCAUUGAGUCUUCAGACAUGGAUGGCACAAACCAAGUGACUAUUGUGAAGGAUCAUGUUCCCCAGCCCAUGGGCCUGACCCUGUACCUGGACUUUGUGUUCUGGGCCGACUUCCAGGAGAAGACCAUAGAGAGGGCCAAUAAGUCAUCUGGAACCAACCGCACCACGAUACACUACAACAUGGAAAACGUUGUUGAUCUGCUCGUUUUUCAUGCCUCCCGACAGUUAGGAACCAACAAUUGUAAGGAGAAUAAUGGCGGAUGUUCCCACCUGUGUCUGGUGAGGCCCGGAACUGAGGCAGGGGAGAUAACCCAUCAGUGUGCCUGUCCAACUCAUUUUCAACUGAACACCGAUCAAAAGACAUGUGUUGCUCCUGAGUCAUUCCUGUUGUUCAGCCAAAAGAAUGUGAUAAGUCGCCUGGUGAUUAGUGACAGUGACCUUGACCCUGACUCGCCAGAUGUCGUCCUGCCCAUUCCUGGUCUGAAGAAUGUCCGUGGCUUGGCAUAUGACCCCACUGACCGCUACAUAUACUGGAUUGAGGGUCGACAAUGGUCAAUCAAAAAGGCAAAAGACAAUGGCACACAGGCUAUUGUGGUGGUGUCCAAUCAGCAGGCAAUGUAUCGUCCAUUUGACAUUGCUAUAGACCCGUACUCGCAGUCCAUAUUUUGGACGUGUUCCAUCAACAAUAAGAUCAAUGUUACCCGUUUUGAUGGGUCAUCCAUUGGAGUGGUGAUCGCUAGUGAUGAAAAACAUAACAUCAAGCCACGCUACAUUGUGCUCAAUCCACAAAAAGGGUACAUGUACUGGACAAAUCUAGUUGGACAGCCUUCUAUAGAGCGCUCGGCUUUGGAUGGCACUGAACGUGUUUCUCUGUUCCACACUAACCUAGGAAAACCAGGUCCGCUUGCUAUCGAUGUUGAAGGAGGCCGCCUGUACUGGGCGGAUUCGAGUCUCAACAGGAUUGAAAGCUCGGACCUAGAUGGAGGCGAUAGGAAUGUGUUAGUUGACGAAAAGAUUCAAAAUCUCAAAGGCAUGGCCGUUUUUGGAAAUUUCCUAUAUUGGAUUGACAAAGAUCAACGUGCCAUUAUCCGUGCUAACAAGUUAGACGGGAAAAAUCGUACUUAUAUCCAAGGUCGUUUGGAAAGUCUCAGUGACCUUGCUGUGGCCCAGUACCUACAACUUGUGGAUUUAGAUCAGCAUCCGUGUGCUGUAAGCAAUCACAAGUGUUCUCACAUAUGUGUUGCCCAGGGAGACGGCACCGCGCGAUGUUCAUGUCCCAUUGACUUGGUGCUGAAGGCAGACGGCCACACAUGUGCUGACCCACCUACAUGUUCGCCGGAGCAGUUUACAUGCAAAAGUGGCGACAUUAACUGUAUUCCUCGUGUGUGGCGCUGUGAUGGUCAGGGGGAGUGUGGUGAUGGCUCGGAUGAAGAAGACUGUCCUGUGUGUGACGCGUCACAGAUUAAGUGCGGUGAUGGCAAGUGUAUUGACAACAACAUGGUUUGUGAUGGAGAGAAGCAGUGUGAGGACGGCCUGGAUGAGGAAAAUUGUUGUGAUCCGGAAGACCCGAGUUGUCAAGGUGAUGCUAUGGUUGACGAUCCUGAGUGUUUACACAAUUCACAGAUGGAGCCUUGUGAACGUACGGCCACCAACAAGCCUGCCACUCCGCCGGAUGCUCACAUUACAGUGAUUAUUAUUGUUGGCAUAUUCUCUCUUGUGCUGAUAGUUGGAGUUGUUUUUGCAUGCCGCAGAAAAUCACAAGGGAUGAAUAAUUAUUAUGAUAGAGACAUGAUCAUGCUCACCAAACCUCUUAAUGUACAAGCUGACCAGACUCCCCCCAAUACACUGCCUAAGAGGAGUAAUAAGAAUGGUGCUUUGCCUUCGUCUGUGUCUGGUAGUACCGCUCAGUAUGACAGAAAUCAUGUAACAGGAGCUUCGUCCAGUAGUUCUACAGUGACUCACUACCCCAAAGAGACGCUGAAUCCCCCACCUAGUCCAGUGACGGACCGCUCCGUGUGUUUUGGGGAGUUCAAUGGCUACUCCUCUAAUAGUCCGUCUACGGUGCGGUCGUAUAAACCCUACAAACUACCGCGGCAAAUUCCCCCGCCGCCCACCACCCCAUGUAGUACUGACGUUUGUGAGGAGAGCGAGCCUUACCCCCCAAAAAGAUACUACAAACUUAGUCGGUCAAUAGAUCUUUACAACGACUAUGACCCAUAUCCCCCACCUCCUACACCUCGUAGCCAUUAUUUCUCGGACGAUAUGAUGAGUUGUCCCCCCUCACCAUCGACAGAGAGAAGUUACUUUAAUCCCUAUCCCCCGCCACCCUCACCGGUGGGGAACUCAGACUGCUAGCCAAAUGUGUGAGAGUGGGGCUUGUGUAGAGCUGUGGACAGACUGUGAGAGAAAGAUUGAGUAUGAACGGAAACACAAGUGCUAAUAUUUAUGUGUGUGUGAAUUUAAAGAGAACAAUGUGAUGGAACAAAUGUGCUGAUUUCUUUUUCAAAUUUAUAUAUAUAAAUAUAUAUAAAUAUAUGUAUUUGUAUAUGAGAUAAAAAAAAUUGUACUUUGCAAUAUAUAUCGCAGCAUUAAUCAACAGUGUCGGUUAUAACCACAUGGUUUAAGUAUGUUUACGAGUGGUCAGUAUUGUUUGAGGACCAGUCACUGUGUUGGCCUCCCAUCUUCCUUUACCUAUUGUGGUUGUUGAAUCGUACUAUAAAUGGCAGAAACCUUUGUUUACUUGUUUCGUUGUGUGUAACGUGAGCUAUUUUUUCUCCCUCGAACCUCAUCUACAAUCAUUGUAAUGGCCAACUUUGUGACUGAUCGUUGUACAAUGUUCAAUUGCGAUAAAUUUGAUGUUGAAUCUGCCAUCAUUUGAAUUGACAAUCAUACCGUUUUUUUUUUUUUUUCCCCCUUUCACAUCUAUGUCUUUUCAUUCACACUUCUUCAUGACCACACCUGAGAGUAAGAUAUCAAAAUGGACUGUCAAUGACAAACGAUCAAAUCAUAUUGAUGGCAAGUUGAACAUCAACUUUGUAUGGAUGUGUGUAGGUAUCCAUCUUCUGAUUGGAUAAUCAAUGUGUUGGUUGCUAGGCAGUGAAGCGUUCCUGCGGUCACCGGACAAGUGCUCAAUAGGACUUUUUUAUAGGAUGUUACUGAAUAACUGGCAGGGACCGCUUUUCUACCUACCACCAUGUUGUUUCUGUUUUUGCAAAUUUUCUUUUCGUAUAGCAUUAUGCCAAAGUGAUUAUUUUUAAACAUUGACAUUUUGUGUUCAUUUGAAUGACUUAUUAUAUUGAGAAUUAUAAUCUAGGUUUGUAUAAAAAUGAUCAUCUUUCCCUUAUGGUGUUUCCACUCAAGCUCACAAAGGUCAAGGCAACAUGUCACGGUCAUGUACUUGGAAUGUAACCCUAAGAUUCUACUUCAAACACCGAUUAGCUUAGUCAUUAUUUAUUUUUUAUCACCAUUGUUAUAAGAAAUAUUUCAACUUUAUAAAUAAUUCUAGUUUUAUCUUAUGAUAUGAAUCCCUCUACAUAUGACUUUUGUUUCUAAUUUCAAAAAAAAAAAAUAUAAAUAACAAUGUUUCUGGAUUAAUGAAAUUGGAUGUGUUACUGAACAAAAUUACUAUCUGAGUAUUACUAUCAGGAAAGUUAGUAUUUAAACUGGUUUAUCAGUCCAAAUAAACUAGGGUUCACUAGAUAUUUCACCAAAAACUUAUUCUGGCAAAUUAUGAUAUUUUAAACAAUAUUGACAACCUACAUACCGGUAUGUAGCCCUUUAGGUUUUAACUCCUAUUGUAUUGUGUUCAUAAAUUUUUUGAACAAUUUUUGUACAUGUAAUUAGUAAAUAAAACAUUAUAUAUAUGUCUUUUACCUUGACCUUAGGAUUUAAAUGACCUUAGUAAAUGCAAUUCGAAUUUCAAAUGGCAUCAAGUGACUAUUUAGGGUGGAAGCAUCAUAAGUAAGGAUGGAGUUAUAAUUUUGUGUAGUUAUUUUUGAGUGACCUUGCGACACAAGGUUGUGUUCAGAAUGCUUGCUAUGUCGGACUUCUACCUCUGUUUAAUAGUGUUAGGCAUUAUAUACAUACAGAAAGCAAGCAGCUUUUGAACAUGACCUUUUUAACGGUGAAUAAUUAUACUUCUGGCAUUCGGUGUACCCUUCCACCCCCACAGACUAUUUUAGACUGGUCCAUAACAAUUUACAGUAAAGACUUUACAUUAUUUUGUUUCUGUUCCACCGGGGAGAGGGGUGGGGCUUUUCUUUGUGUUAAUAGUUUAUAUGUUUUAACUACUAUGUAACUAAUUUUGAACUGAAGACAGUGAAGACUGUUGAUUUAAUUGGUAUGAGAUUAUGACGAGGGCCAGGCAAUAAGAGUAGCCCGAUAGUCCGAGACUAGUGAAAUCCCCAGCUGGACUAGUCCUAAAAUCGCUAGCCCAACUGAUCAUGACUAGUCAACAUUUGAUAUUGCUUAUCUUGUUGAAUAAUAUUGGGUUAGUGAAAAUUACACAUGGACUAAUAAACAUUGGAAACCACAAUAGACUAGUAGUAUUCAAAAUUAGUUUCUAGCCCUUAUAUUGGGGGAAAGAAACAAAAAAUUGCUGGUUAUAGUAACAAAAUAAGUCUUCCAAUUUUAACUGCACAUUUUUGUAUAAAUCGGAGUUUGAGCAAUAACACUCAGGCACUGUUAAACCAUUGACCACAUUUUAUUGCCAAAGAUACAUAUAAAACACAAAUCUAUACAAAACUUUGUGUUCAAUAUUUUGAUACCAAAACAAAAGUGAUUUGAAUAAUUUUAUGUUGAUUUGUUUUUGUGCAUGAAUAUAUACUAAUGCUGUGAUUAGAAGAUUUGGGAAAUGCUAUGGUACAAGUGCUUCAAGUAAUUUCAGUACAUAUAGGAGGAUUUACAGUAUGUUUCCUGGCCUAAAAUAAAGUUGAGUUUAUUUGGGGGG